AUGUCUCAGUCAAAUGUUGAUCUCUCCUCUCAAUUUCUUGAAUGUCUGGCCGUCGAGCGCCAGGAGAGCUUCGAACAGACAUCUGAGCUGAUCUCGCGCGCCUCGCCCAAAAGCUUGAGUGCCAAUGGCCUAGCAGUGCUGAAUCUGAGAAUUGCGAACGUGCGGACUGGAAUUGGGGGCAAACAGAUCGUGGAGAUGGUUCCUCAUAGUUCUAUUGUCGGAAAAGACAAUGGGGCGAUCCAAACAGGUGACUUCAAGGUCGGUGACAUUGUCAAGUUGGACAAGUAUGGCUCCGAUAUGAACACUAAAAAGCUGAAAAACUCAUCUAAAAAGAAAGACGUUGACGAUGCCGAGGAAGCGAGUGUCCAGAUUGACGGUGUGGUGGUGCUUGUGAGCGAGCGGCAGAUCAACAUUGCUCUCAACUACGACUCAAUGACAGCCGAAGGUGCCACAAUUGAGGAGAAAGUCUACUCUCUUUACAACUCGGACGCUAAGGUAUGGCUUGUUCAGGUGGACAACGAGAUCACUUACAAUCGCAUGGAGUCAACAAUGAGGAAACUGGGCGAACUAGACUCUGAUACGGCGUCUGAGCUUGUGAAGCUUGUAUUGGGCAAGUCUGCAUUUAUCCCGCCUCCAUUAAAGUACCAAACGACAGAGCUCAAUUGGUUCAAUAAGAGUCUUAAUGCCUCUCAAAAAUAUGCAGUUCAGUUCUCGCUGGCAAGCAAUCUGAGCAUAAUCCAUGGCCCCCCUGGAACGGGAAAGACAAGCACCAUAGUGGAGCUCGUCAAACAGAUGGUGUGGAGGAAAAGAGAGUCUGAAGGCAGGAAACGUAUACUGAUCUGUGGGCCCUCCAAUAUCUCGAUCGAUACCAUACUGGAACGACUUUCGCCUUUUUUCUCAGACAACAACUACUCAAGGCUGGUCCGCAUUGGGCAUCCUGCGAGAAUUCUGCCCCAGAUUUUGCGUCACUCAUUAGAUCUCAUAGCAGAGAGCGAGUCAGGCGAGAUACUAGGAGAUAUUCUGCAAGAGAUCAAUCAGUUGACUCGGAAAAUCAAGAAAACAAAGAGCUACAGAGAGCGCAGAGAACUCUAUCAAACAAUCAAAGAGCUAAAGAAGGAUCUGCGUUUUCGAUCGAAGAAAGCAUACAGCGAUGUUCUCUCGAACUCGGAGGUCGUGACAGCUACUCUUCACGGGUCCUCGGCAAGAGAAGUCGUGAAUUGUAUCCGCGAAAGGGGAGAUUUGUUUGACACGAUCAUUAUAGACGAAGUUUCACAAGCCUUGGAGCCUUCCUGCUGGAUCCCGUUGAUAUAUCAUCAAUCUUUGAAACAGCUGGUCAUUGCAGGCGAUAACAAACAGUUGUCACCGACGAUAAAAACGAAGAAAAAUGCCAAAGUGGUCGAAACAUUGAGCAAAACGUUAUUUGAUAGAUUAAUCGAAGUGCACAGAAAUCACCAAGAGUUCACCUGCUUCCUUGACAUCCAGUACCGCAUGAACAAGAAAAUCAUGAGGUUUUUCAGUGAUGCGCUCUAUGGCGGAAGGCUCAUCGCUCAUUCCUCAGUCGAAAAUAUUAAACUUUCGGACCUGGGGUAUGUGAAGUCUCCCGAAGACGACAACGUUGCGGAGGAGAUCAUUUGGUACGAUACUCAGGGAGGCGACUUCCCGGAAGCAGACUCUGCUGAAGAUGAUUCAGCAGGUCUGCAAGCUUCGAGGUAUAACGAUGGAGAAUGUUUGGUGGUUCUGAAACAUGUUCGUUCUUUGGUGGAGGACCAUAACGUGAAGCAGAGAGACAUAGGAAUUAUUUCUCCGUACAGUGCCCAGGUGUCUUGCUUGCGAAAGCUCUUUCGAGAGGAGACGGAGCAUCCGUUUCCAGACAUCGAAAUCAGCACUGUGGACGGUUUCCAGGGACGCGAAAAAGAGGUGAUCAUUCUGUCAUUGGUGAGGUCGAACGACUCGCACGAUGUGGGAUUCUUGAAUGACUAUAGACGUAUGAACGUUUCCAUCAGUCGGGCCAAGCGCCAGCUGUGCGUUGUAGGGGACAUGGAAACAGUUAGCGAGAGCAAUGUGGUUUUCCUCAAGCAGUGGUGUGAGUGGUGCGAAGAAAAUGCCGAUAUUAGAUAUGUGGAUGUAAGCGAGUUAUGA
Messenger RNA from Ogataea haglerorum, 2139 nucleotides. RefSeq lists its product as uncharacterized. Bases 1 to 2139 code for a protein of 712 amino acids. The record is from RefSeq and is a predicted model, not a curated record. Gene Ontology annotation, molecular function: 5'-3' DNA helicase activity; ATP hydrolysis activity; ATP binding. The transcript has a single exon. NCBI's taxonomy places the organism in Eukaryota, Fungi, Ascomycota, Pichiomycetes, Pichiales, Pichiaceae.